AUGUUGGAAAGACAUGAACGCCAUCCCAGUGGAGAUUUUUGCUUCAGGGAAAUUCAGAAAUGUGUCUAUGACUUUGAGUUUCAGUGGAGAAAUGAAGAGCAAAAUGACAACACAGUACCUUUGACAAAAAAAGAUAAUUUUACUGGUAGUAGAGAUCAAUGUGAUAUAAGGGAUGCUAAAAACAAGUCUAUUACAAAUGAGCUUGGGUUAAGCUUUCAGUCAUAUCCUCCUGAACUACAUGUAUUUGAAACUGAUGGAAAAAUUUGUCAUCAAAGUGAAAAAUCUGUUAUUAGUGGUUCCUCAGAUUCAACACCCCAAAGAAUUUCUUCUAGGCUCAAUAUCCAUGUUUCUUAUCAAUAUGAGAAUAAUUUCACCCAUUCUUCAAUACUCACAGAAAAACAGAAAGCACAUCUUAGAGAAAAACGUUACAAAUGUACUGAAUGUGGCAAAUCUUUCAUUUAUGUCACACACCUUAGUAUACAUCAGACAAUCCAUUCUGGAGAGAAACAAUAUAAAUGUGAUGUAUGUGGCAAGGCCUUUAAUCAGAAAUCAAACUUGGCAAGUCACUAUAGAGUUCAUACUGGAGAGAAACCAUAUAAAUGUAAGCAAUGUGACAAAGUUUUCAGUCGUAAUUCACACCUUCAAAGACACUGGAGAAUUCAUACUGGAGAGAAACCUUACAAAUGUAAUGAAUGUGGCAAAGUCUUCAGUCAAGAAGUAAACCUUGCAAGUCAUCAGAGAAUCCAUACUGGAGAGAAACCAUACAAAUGUAAUGAAUGUGGCAAAGUCUUCAGUCAACCCACACUCCUUGCAAAUCAUCGAGGAAUUCAUGCUGGAGAGAAACCAUAUAAAUGUAAUGAAUGUGGCAAAGUAUUCAGUAGGACUGCGACCCUUGCAGUUCAUCAGAGAAUUCACACUGGAGAGAAACCCUACAAAUGUAAAAUGUGGCAAGGUCUUCCGUCACAGUUCACACCUGACCAAUCAUGGGAGAAUCCAUACUGGAGAGAAACCUUACAAAUGUAAUAAAUGUGGCAAGGUCUUUACACAAACUUCACACCUUGCAUUACAUCACAGAAUUCAUACU
This is a messenger RNA of Otolemur garnettii (small-eared galago), 1084 nucleotides long. Its product is annotated as zinc finger protein 415-like. Gene Ontology annotation, biological process: regulation of transcription by RNA polymerase II. Gene Ontology annotation, cellular component: nucleus. The record is from RefSeq and is a predicted model, not a curated record. Lineage: Eukaryota; Metazoa; Chordata; Mammalia; Primates; Galagidae. Gene Ontology annotation, molecular function: DNA-binding transcription activator activity, RNA polymerase II-specific; RNA polymerase II cis-regulatory region sequence-specific DNA binding.